ACCAAUGAACAAGAGUUGUCAAACAACGCGCCAGUGAGAAAGAUUUAUACCAAAGUUGGUUUCGUUCGGGUAUAAAAACUACGACUUGGUCAACAAAAAACGAAUUGCAGUAUGCUAAACAUGCAGUUCGAAUAUUACAGACUGAGACGCAACAACUUCUAACUUCGUUCGACAUUUGAAGUUGCACACAGAACGUGUGUCAAGUAGGUGGGCGGAGCGUACUGAGUCUUCAGACAAGUCAAAACAGAGUGGAAUCUCCUCAGAGCAGCAAGAGUCCUUAUCAAGUCAAUAGCAGCAGAAGCAAGACGAAAAUAUCUCUCCAUCGAGAGGAAGAUGAAGCUAACAGAGAAACACCUCUACUGGUUGAUGCUCGCCAUCCCUCUGUGCUGCCUUGUGGACACCAUGAAUGGGAGGAAAGUGGACAAGGACACAGUUGGGGGCCAAGCGAGGACCAGACGGCUCUUUGCGAGACAAAAGACUUCACCGCCUGCGGAGGGUGUCAGUCCUAAACGCAAGACGGAGGUCGUAACCCCCGUGCGCCGCUGCAGCCUCCAGCGGGAGACCUGCUCCUCCUCUGUGCCGUGCUGCAACCCCUGCUCGGCCUGCCGUUGUCGCUUCUUCAACACCGUCUGCCACUGCUGGAAGAUGAAUCAUCCAUGCGUGAAGAGGCGUAAAACCCCGCGGAUGGGUAUUGGUGCGUAGGCGCCAUGGAGCCAUAUCCUGUAUGGCAAUGUACAGUACAUAUACUAUACUGUACAUUCUGUGUACUGGCUUUCUCUUUACUUCUCUUGUCUAUACUUUUUAGUCCCAAAAGAAUAAUCAAAAACAAAACUGACACAAUAAUGUUUAGCUGUGGUAUGCAAUAUGUAAUGUAAAAAAAUCAUACAACAUUUCAGUGGUAACUCGGUUUUUAUAAGUAAUCCAUAGUAAGUAAUCCCAGUCGCACAAAAUUGAAAUCAAGUUUUACUAUAGGAAAUAUUGCAAAUCCAAUUAAUAAGAAGAUAAUAAUAAUAAUAUUAUUAAUUAUUAUUAUUACAAUAGAAGUAGGGAUGUGAAUCUUACUACAACACGAUUCGAUUCGAUUCUCAUUAUUGGGGUGACGAUUCGAUUCAUAAUCGACUCUCGAUAUAAACUGAUUCUUGAAAUAUAUUAUUUGGUAUAAAAAUGAUGAUAAAAUAUUUUCAAAACAGGUUACACGUUACAAAAGCUACUCUUGGCUACUUGCCUAUGACGUAUACGCGUAGAGAGUAAGCCGGAGAUGGGCGGAAAA
Messenger RNA from Entelurus aequoreus (snake pipefish), 1270 nucleotides. Its product is annotated as agouti-related protein-like. Bases 334 to 702 code for a protein of 122 amino acids. Gene Ontology annotation, molecular function: neuropeptide hormone activity; type 1 melanocortin receptor binding. Gene Ontology annotation, biological process: neuropeptide signaling pathway; adult feeding behavior; hormone-mediated signaling pathway. The transcript is spliced from 5 exons. The record is from RefSeq and is a predicted model, not a curated record. NCBI's taxonomy places the organism in Eukaryota, Metazoa, Chordata, Actinopteri, Syngnathiformes, Syngnathidae. Gene Ontology annotation, cellular component: extracellular region.